This is a messenger RNA of Spirodela intermedia, 6835 nucleotides long. NCBI's taxonomy places the organism in Eukaryota, Viridiplantae, Streptophyta, Magnoliopsida, Alismatales, Araceae. The record is from the annotation of a GenBank genome assembly.
AUGGAUCCACCCAAUUCACAAGGUUCAAAGACUGACGAGGAGACGGCGUUGAAGAGCCUGUUCGAUGUUUUCAGUUCAGUUUGCUCACUCGAAGAAAUAGCCUCCGCCUAUUUGAGGGCCGGGGGCGAUGUGAAUACGGCCGGUGAAAUGCUAUCUCAGCGUCAAGGAACAACACCAACUGAUGGGUUUCAGUCCUGCGACGACAUCGUGAUCAGUGAUAUACACUCCGUUCAAUCACAGCUUGAGAACGUUGUUAAGGAGCCGAACUAUCUUUACCAGGGUUCCCCUAUUUUAAAGCCAGAAAAGCUAACUGCAUCAACGGGCAUAGUUUCAGCAGUCUUGGGGAAGGGAUAUUAUUUAUCUACUUCAUCCCACUCUGAACGAUCGAGGCCAUCAAAACCAUUGAAAAUAGUGCUGAAGGAACCUGUGGUGGAUGAUGCUGCUUGGAAAACAGUUUCAUCUGCAUCUACUACGGAAAAUGCUCCUGCAGAGAACCAGGACACUAUAGACUUUUUGUUCUCCAUGCUGGGGGAUGGCUUCAAGCUUGACAAGAAUGUGAUCAAAGAUGUUCUCGGUGAGUGCGAACUUAGGUCUUCAAUACACUCUUAUCCUUUGUGCCGCAGUAGUCUCUGCAUCCUUUCAUGGAUUAACAUUUGAUUAUUAGUUCUACCCCGGUAAGAAAAUAGGAAUCCAUACAAACUUGGGACCCAACACGGUAAUAAAAUAGUAUCCUCAUGGUUAGACCAUGCUCCUAACAUUUGUUAAAAGAAAGGUGCAUUAGCGGUUGCAUAAAACGAUGGAAUCUCUUUCUUGCUGUCGGUGAACGCAAGAAGGUCCUGAAUAACAAAUAAUGAGAAAAUGAAUUUAUUGACGUAAUGACACAAGAAAUUGCUUGUUGAAAGUUCCUUAUUUCUUUUCCUUUGACUCGUAGAUGUGAAGUUAAUCGUGUCUUUGCCAAAGAUUAUUCAAUCAACUAGAACUUACCGAUUAUUAAAUCAACUUGUUGCAUAUUUUUUUUUAUAUUUUGUUGUUAUUUUCUUCGUUUUCGUGCGAAGACAGAUGUUUGAAAUUAUGCAUAUCUACAAUAUGUAUCAUAGCAGUUGGGAAUGGUUGCUCGUGUUAAUGUUUUUUGAUUCAACAAAUACUUUGGUAUUUUUCUGUUUUUUGUUUAAUGGAGUAACCAAAUUCCUUUGCAAAUAUCUGAUAAAUCAUGUAAUGGGCAAUGAAGAUAGCAUUUUAGACAAACUUAAAAUUAUUCGCUUUACUUUUUUUGCAAUGAAGAUAGCAAUGAAGAUCUGUCUGGGAACCUUUUUUUGGUGAAUAUUCUGUCUGGCAGGAUUGCGACACUAAAAUUAUCUCAAUUAUUCGCUUUACUUCUGUACACUUGGACUUUUAAAUGCUCAUAGUAUAAUAUUUUCAUAUAAUCUUUGAACGACUAUUUUUGCAGGUUCAUGUGGAUUUGAUGCCAAAAAGGUAAAAUGAUUUGUCAUUUUACCUCUUUCCAGACAUGUUUUUAGAUGGUGAUCUAGAUGAUCCUUCAUUCACUCCAUUCAUUAUAGAAUGAAUUUUCAGAUAUUAAAUACUUUGAAUAAGUUGUAUGCAUGUUUUGUCUAAAUUGUUUUAGAAAUGUUUAUAUAAGUCGCCUAGCGCAUUGUUUUGAUGCUAGCUUAUACUAUGGAGAUAUAUAAUUUAGGUGUCAAAUAAGUAGCGUUAUUAACACUAGAAAGAACCUGGAAUGAAAAAUUUCGAAUUUGUAAAGCUAUUUCACAUUCUGCUCUGUUGAUACAACGGAGAAUUUUAAUCUUUUUUCCGUAACAGGCGAUAAACUGUAACCAAAACUUAUGCAUAUAAUAUAUAAUUCAGAAAAUGAUGAUUUUUUUUUAAAAAAUGUGGUGGUUUGCAUACAUUGCCACCUUUAUCAUGUUUCCUCCGAAUCAAUAUACAGUAUUGUUUGACUGUGGCAGACAAUGGAGCGUUUGUUGGCGUCUUCAUCAUCAGAUUUGGACAAAGGCAAGGAAAUCCAUCCUGAUGCUCAAGAAGUAUGACCACAAAACUAUUGAGAUCUUGAACAACAUAAAGUAGAUCUGUGAAUUGUUUGUUUUUUUCGUUCCCCAAGUUUCAUUAACCUCAUGUCCGAUCGACUUGGCCAUAAAUUUGUUAAAAUAUGUUUUUUUUAAUGUGGGGACUUGAUGCUUGAAUUUCCAUAUGUCAGUGUUGAAAGAAUUUCCUUGUUACACUGAGCCCACAAGGUUGAUAACAAAUUUAUGUGACAUAACAUGUCCUUAAAAAAUUCAAAUAAUUGUUAAUCAGUGAAUUCCCUUCAUUUUAUUGCGCUGUUGGACCUAGUCUUAGAGCCUCUCUGAAAAAUUCUUCAUCUUCCUGGAAAGCCAGGGACGGGUGCUGUUGGAAAAAUCAUUGAAGCUUUCAGGAUUGCUUAAAAUGCAUUGAUUUAAUUUUUUUAUUGGAUAUUUGAAGCUUUCUUUUGGAUUUCUGGAAGAUGUGGCUGUCCUAGGUUUAAACCCUUGGCCAGCUCAUCUUAAGAUUGUUGUGGCGUGCCACAGAUCGACUUUAACCCUUAGAAGACAGUUACUUAUUGGUUUGAGUUGGAUAGCGUGUUAGCUUUACGGUGCUUUUUAAGAAGAUGAUGCCAUAUCUAACUCAAAACUUGUUUUGUGUCCAUUCAUCAAACAAUCUCUGUCAGUCGAGUGAGCAUAUUGAGCUCCGAAUUUGGUGAUUGUUCUAUUUUGUUUCUAUUUAUUCAUAUAGUCCUGAGCCCAGAUGGCAACAUUACUUGUUAAGUAAUGCUACAUUACAAUAUCGCCUUUUAAAACUAUUCAAGUAACUGUCUAUCAUUCUUGUAAAUAGUUUAUUUUUAUAAAGCUUCUCAUUUCUAACCUGUUUUUUAAAAACUGUAUUUGUAGUUUAAAGGUAGCACCCAAACUCUAGGUCCUCAACUUUCUGAAAGAGAACUGAAACCGUCUUCAGCCGAAAGGUAUUUGCUCACGCUUCAUCUGUCUUCUUUAUUUUGUCUACAUUACCCUAAAUUCUUGAAAGUUAAUGCUUUAACCUGAGGAUUAGAUAAUUUUCAAAUAAAAAUUAAUUUUCUGCAAAGGUUUAGGUUGGUUUAGUUAAGUGCUGUGACAGUUGUAUUUUUCUGUAGAAAAUCGACCAAGUCCCGUAGCUCGCACAAGAAGAAAACCGUUCUCCAGAGGGAGAUAUUAGAAUCUUUGUUUUGUGCUCCAAAAAUAUCUGAAGAGGUGCCUAAAAGAACUCGCCUUCCAAUCGGCCUUAACAGAACCAGAAUUGUUGGACAGAAGUCUGUCUGUGCACCUUUGGAUGAUGUUGAGCCGACACCUUCAAUCAAGCUCACAAAAGAGGUUGUCAAAGGUGGUUGAUCAAUUUGACUUUACAAUAGGUUUUGUUAAUUUGUUUUUCUGAACCGCUAUUAAUGUUGCGUAGCAAUGCGAAUCCAGACACUAUUUUAUACCUUUGUUUUCUAUUUUAAAAAAACAUCAGUGUUUAUUCAACCCGACCUCCUAAUCGAGUUAAGUAUAAGUUUUUCUUCUGCUUUUAAACUCAAGGAUUUAAAGGAUUUUAGUAUAUGCAUUACAAGGUAAUCAAAUUCUGGUAUUUCAAUAUUAUGUGACCGUAUCGGGUAUGAUACAUGUUGCAUAAUCAUACUGGGCAAAUUACCGAUUAAAAAUCAGGCAGAAGACACUGUAAUGAUCCUGAAGCAUCUUUAUUCAUCAGAAAUCAAAAUUGAAAGAAACUAGGCAAAAAUCAAGAAUGUAAUAAACAAUGGAGGAUGAUAUCAGUUAAUGGAAAGUAAGAAGGGAGGGAAAGAAAAUAAAUUAGUAGAAAAAUAAUUUCUUUCUGAAGGCUGCGGUGGUUAGCAAGGAGUUUCUAGUUACAUAUUAGAGGCUCUAACCUGUGUCAGUAAUGCGUGUAACUUGAAGACAAUGUUAAUGUAAAAGGAAAACAUGCCCAAUAUAAGCGCAACAUUAUGAAGAAAAAAUGAGUUGAGACAAAUAAAAGAGGACAUUUAGGCCUCCAGAAAUAUGGAAGCCUGAUUUAUCAAAUCUAUUGUCUGUGUGAAAAAGUACUUCAAAAUGUUGAGUGACUUUGGAUGCGGCGGAAACAUGAUUUCAUACAGAAUUGUAUCCCGCAUUUUGUAUAAAAAAUAUGCCAUUCCGUAUGAAAUCAGAUGCCAUGCAGAUUUUCCACAGCUCUAAAUUUAAAUCAGAAUUUGGCAUAUUUCAUGGCUGAGCAUCGGAAUCAUGACUUUGAAUGUGAAUGGAACCUCAUUUGUGGGUUCAUAAUUAGUAGAAACUUGGAUAAGGCAUCAGAUAUCCAAUUCUUAUCCAAGUGUGUAUCGAUGCUAAAACUUUUUGAGCAUAUGCUCUGAGAGAGCAUUUAUGCCAAGUUUUCCACUAGUAUCACCAAAAACAUGGUUACAAUACUUCUCCAAGAAGGUUUAAUUGAAAACGAGAAAACUCGAGAAAAUAAUAAUAAAAUCUUGGUUUCCAGAAGGCUCGCUUUCGGAGCUCUUGAAAACUAUUGGUGAAAACUAACCAUAUUCCAGUUUGACAAAUUCAAAUUAUGGAGAUGUUUGUUUAUUUGAGGGGUAUUUUAUUGUGAUUUCAAGUUUGAUAUGAGAAAACGAUAAUAAUCUGAAUACGCACAUUCCCUUCAUAACCAGUUCAUUACAAUUUCAACUGCACUGACAUUUGACUGGCAUUUUGAGUUAAAAUUUAAGAAGAAUCACUGUCUCUGCUAUUACCUUGAAAUAUAUACUCGUGUGGAGAAAAAUAUUGAGCAGAUUGAUCUUUUCAGAUGUGUUUAUAAAUAUUUUCGUAUUUCAAUUAUUCUGUUUCCGUCCAAAAUGAACUCUUAAGUUCAAAGUUCUUUUCUCUUUCUAGAUGAGGAUGAAGAGGAUGGCUAUCUGAUCCAUAGAAGAACUGCAAAGCAGAAUUGGGAGAUGAUGAGAGAAUACUAUGAAGCUGUAAGAUUUGAUAUAGUCGAUGACCAUGUUCGACUAAGAUUAUUCAUUUUGCAAAAGUGAUGUAUCUAUAUAGUGCGGAUUCAUAAAAUUUUGCUGGCUUUUGAUAGGCUGUAGAUGCUUUUACCAAGGGUGACCGUGGCAAAGCUGAUUACCUUCAAGAACAGGUAUCCAUUCCUUUAAUCUUAUCUUUCUCUCACUUAGAACGGUUGGUUUUCGGUGGUGUGGAAAGUUACUUCUAUUCUCAAUCAAUACAGCGACCAUUUUAUUGUCUUUCUCAUGCCAGGGAAAUUUCUAUCUAAAGAUGGCUCAAAAGGCAGAUGAGAAGUCUUCUGGAUUGAUUCUUGGCAUGGGGUCAGUAUGGUUCCGUUUACAUCUUCAACACUGGGAGAACUACUACUCUAAUUGUUGUGAUGCAUUGAUUUUCUGAAAGCAGGCGAAGCCAAGAUGAUUUUGUUCUUAAUUUGCACGGGCAUCAUCCAAAGGAAGCAGUAAAACUUCUGAAAUUCCAUUUGGAAUCUCUCGCCGGAAUUCCAUGUAAAUGAUCUUCAAAUACAAAGCCAUUGGGUUAUUUGAUGACUCCCUUCUAUCUCAUGAUUUUUUCUCUCGCUUUUCUUAGCUUACCAGUGCUUGAAGGUUCUCGUGGAUGCUGAUGGUGGGGAUAUUACUAAAGGGAAAAGGAGAAAAAUGGUAAUAUUCUUUACUUCAAUUUCCGUCAACCGGCUUACUGUUAAAACGAUUCCAUUUUGUUCUUGGAAACAUAAUUAACGGUUAUGUUUUCCUCAGAAAGACAACUCUGUUUCUCUUUAUGGGGCUAAUCCUUGGUCUUUGGAAGGUUCUAAACCUUGGAGAAGAGGCACGACCUUUUUCCUGUUUCAGAAAACAUUUAAGAGUUGGCUUUCAAACAUAUUCAUAGAUGAAUGGGAUUUCUGUUUGGCCCAAAGGUUGGAAAAAAAAUACUCUUGGCAUAAUUAGAAAAUCAGGAGAAUUAUAGGCUAAAGGCCAGUCACAAAACUAAUAGAGGGCGGCAGACUACAUUGGACUAAGCGAAAUAGUAGAUCGUUGAUUCAUGAUCAUCACAUGGAAUAUUCAAAUACAUGGAUUAAAAAGUUUCUCCACCCAGAAAAAAAAAGUAGCAAUUUGUCUGUUCUCCUGAGAUCAGCUGCCAAUGUCUAAUGUUUCACUGAUUUCUGUGUUCUGUUGAAGCUAUCUUGACAUCCUAGUAAUUUUCUGUGUUCUGUGUUUCUCUCCCACCAAAUCGCCCAGAAAUGCACGUGGGGGGGGGGGGAGGCAAAAAAACACUGGUUGCUUUUAUAUGCUGGAGGCCAUAUUCUGACAGACGGCAAUUACACUAAUAGACAGCCAAAAUGACAGUUUGCUAAAUAUAUGAGGGGUUUAUUUUUAAUUUUCAAAUAAAAGUGUAAAUUUUCCAAUUUUAAAAGAGGCUUUUUUAGGGUCCCUCCUCUUGUUUGGGUGAUGCAGAGAGUGAAAUAUAUAUUCUAAAAAACUUGAUAAUACCACGAAUGCUAAAUAUGAAAAAGAGAUAUAUGGAUGUUCAUGUGAGUCACCACUGAAACAGGUUCCCUACAGAAUGGCGAUGGAUACAGGUUUGAGACAAGACUUUGUUUCCGGUGUCCUUAAAAUAGAGGGCUCUUUCCUUAUUAUUUCCUACCUUAUACUCUUAAAUAUAAAUAGAAAAAUUCAGUCAAUUAAUCAAUACACGUCUAAAUCUAAGUACGUAUCGUGCAGACAUGGACUUAUCCAAGUGCCUGCACUAUCCAUUACCUUCAGGUAGCUGUGGCGUGUUUCCUUCGAGAACUCUCCCCUUCUGCCUAA